ACAGUUUGUCACUGACUUCGCUGUUGUAUGGUUGUCAUUCGAUCCUCUAUACAAAAACGUGAUAGAUGAAUGGAAAAUAAUUAACAAAAACACAGCGAUAGUCUGUUAAAACUUAAACGAAAUUUGUCGUCGUGGGUAUUUUAAUAAAAGUGAAAAUUCCCGUGCAGUGUACACUUCAAUAGGACACCGCCAUGAUCGAUGUGGAAAACAAAGAUGGCGGAAUAAUACGGUGAUCAAAACGCGUUAUUGUAUAGCGUUAUGUGCGGUGGUAGGUGGAGGUUGCAACAGUGUCGGGACCCUUGAACGAGGAGGAGAGGCGCGAUGGAGGCGAGGCCGGGGUAAUGCCGCCGCGGCCUGCGGCCGGCCGCGCGGCCAUGGCGGCCGAAGAAGAACGAACGCCGUUCCCUCUAUUUACCGCCGUCUACGACUAUGUAGCACAAGGAGAAGAUGAGCUCUCUCUUCGGAGGGGUGAAAUCGUGGAAGUCUUAUCAAAAGACUCUAAUAUAUCGGGCGAUGAGGGCUGGUGGACGGGCAAAAUCGGAGAUCGCGUCGGUAUAUUUCCUGCAGUCUACGUGACCGAAGAGGAUCCCCUAACUGUAGAGCCUCCACAAGUAUCGUUCAGCGAACUGAAACUGGAGGAAGUGAUUGGAGUGGGUGGAUUCGGUAAAGUUUAUCGUGGAUACUGGAACGAUGAGGUCGUGGCGGUCAAAGCCGCACGACAGGACGCAAACGAGGAUAUCGAUGUAAUUAAAGAGAGUGUUUUACAAGAAGCGAGACUCUUUUGGGUGUUAGAGCAUGAGAAUAUAGUGUCAUUGAAAGGUGUUUGUUUAGAGGAGCCAAAUUUGUGUUUGGUGAUGGAGUAUGCUCGCGGCGGGCCCUUAAACCGAGUUUUGUCCGGUAGAAAAAUUCGACCCGAUAUAUUAGUGGACUGGGCGAUACAAGUCGCGCAAGGGAUGGAGUAUCUACAUUGUGGUGCACCAAUGUCACUCAUACACCGAGAUCUGAAGAGUUCAAAUGUGCUGCUCAGCGAGGCGAUACUACCUGACGACACGUUGGAAGAUAAAACGCUCAAGAUCACCGACUUUGGACUGGCUCGAGAAGUUUACAAGACCACCCGGAUGUCCGCUGCGGGCACCUAUGCCUGGAUGCCGCCGGAGGUGAUAAAAAACUCCACCUUCUCACACGCGUCAGAUGUUUGGUCCUACGGAGUCCUGUUAUGGGAAUUGCUAACCGGCGAGACACCAUACAAAGGCAUCGACGCACUAGCUGUAGCGUAUGGCGUGGCCAUCAACAAACUAACGUUGCCUAUACCUAGCACCUGUCCAGAUCCUUGGAAAGUCCUCAUGAAAGCAUGUUGGCAUUCGAAUCCCCGUGAGCGGCCGCAGUUCCCUGAGAUCCUGGAACAAUUAGAACACAUCAAGCAGUCGGAGUUUACAAGAGCACCCCACGAGUCCUUCCACACGAUGCAGGACGGCUGGCGGAUCGAGAUCGAGGAGGUAUUAAGGGAUCUCAGACGGAAAGAAAAGGAAUUACGCUGGCGUGAAGAGGAACUGACAAAAGCUCAGUUACAACAGAGACUGAUGGAACAGAACCUGCAACAAAAAGAAAGAGAACUGCAGAUGAGGGAAUUCGAUCUAGUGGCCAGAGAAUUGCAUAUAUUAAUCUUCGCCAGCAACAUGUCGCAUCCACCGCCGCAGCCCAAUAAAAGGAAGGGUAAGUUUAGCAAAAUGAAACUUGUGAAGAAGGACACAAUAUCGUCCCCUCUGGACUUCCGGCACACGCUGACUGUGCGUCCCUCGGACGACGAGUCGAGCGUGAAACAGCUGGUCGCCGUCGCCAAGGACACGCCACCCGGCUCGCCCGCUAUCAUGAGGGCCAUCGCCCUGCCCGCGGACGGCGUGAAGGGCAAGACGUGGGGCCCGUCGUCGGUGCACCAGCGGUCGCGCGGGCACCUGCCGCUGCCGGCGCUGCGGCCGCGGCCCGCGCCCCGCAGCGCGUGCUCGGCGCCCGACCUGCCGCCCGCGCCCCGCGCGCCGCCCCCAGGUUGUUUUCUUCCUUACACAGACUUCAGUCCUGAGGAAUGGGGACCCGAGUUCCCUUUGAGCACGUCAUCGAGAUAUUCUGUACCUAUGCCGACAUUAUACAGCACAGAAGGUUACAAGUACAAGAAGCCCAGUAUAAUAGAAUUGGUUUUAUACAAUAUGGCGGCGCUUCUGGGCGGUGUCGCUGCAGGAUAUGAUGUGAGGGUUUCAAAUAUUAGCCCCUUGCAUCCGACGCUGCAACCCCACAGGCCUGAAGUAGAAACGGAGCCUCUCAGCUCAUCUCUGUAUGACGGCUAUGGUUUCGCACACAACACUUACCACGGACCUACGAGACAUUUGAGAGCGCCACUCAACGCUAUAACUGGAUCACCUAUAACGAGCCUACAGACGGAAGAACAGAAACCUAUACGCUUCACUGAUUCACCCACGCAUUACGCUCAUCCUUCAUCAUCAUCCGGAUAUGGACACUCAGCCCAACCGCUUUCUGGAACUUCUGGACUUGGUACCAACUAUACAUCCACUCAACCACCGACUCCAUCUCCGAGGCGGACGUCGUCUACAACGUCAGACCAUCUUGCUGAUCUAUACCACAAUUAUAGAGAGAACUUCCAACCAUCGCCCUCACAAGAUAGAGACUAUUAUUAUAGAGCGGAACCAUAUGCAUACGAUAGGACAGCUGAUUACGUGGUUAAACAUCCAUAUUAUGGGUAUGAUGAAUGUUCCUUUGAAUACAGAGAGCCAACUCCCGACUACCGACCACCGGCGCAAUACCUCACUCACAGACGGACCCCCUCAAAUUCAUCCGCAACAAAUUCCCACGCUGAAGAAUUUUCGCCGUCGAGACAAUACAGAACUGACAAAUACGCCUCUAAAGAUAGAAGGGAUGACUACCGUUCACCAAAAAAUGAAUAUCCAAGAAAAACUAGCGAUUAUUCCUUACCACGAGAUUUUUAUAGACAAGAAUCUCAAGAGAGACCCGAAGUAGAAAGGCCGGCGAACCUCGGUUUAGAAUUAGCGCCUACUAAGCUACGGUCGAGCUUAAAGAAAUAUAAUAAAAAGACGAGCGCGUCUGGUGGUAGUUCUGGUGGGGGAACACCAACCAAUCCGACUCCUCCAGACAGUUUGACAAGCGAAACGGACAGUUCGUACGUGUCGGCUCGCGAUGCGUCCAGCGGAUCACAAUCUCGGGUUCGAUUCAGUCCAGAAACGAUGGAAGGCAAUACCACGGAGAGAAGGCCGUCGCGACACUCGUAGCGAAGGCUAAAGAAGUUCAACGACUACCUUGUUUGAUUUCACAGCGGGACUGUAAAUACGCUUGCGGGUAGUACGUGGAACGCUUGUUAUGCUUCUUAGCAGAAUAGACGCCCUCUCGCAUUAAAAUUGCAAAGUCGCGAUCUACUGUCAGAUUUUGUGGUUACUAGUUAUGAUUUUACAUAAGACGUUUUUACAAUCUAUUGCUAAUAAUGUGUACUAGCAACGAGUAAGGUAUAUGUUAUUGCAGUGUGCCUACGAAAAAUUUACGUAUAAAAACUGGCUAAAUUGUAAGACCAUUACUGUUAAUUUUACAUUUAUUUAUAAUAUAACUUUAGAAUUGGAUUUUAAAAUGUCUUAUAUAAAAUUGUUGUGAAAAAUACACAAAACUUUAUGAGAUUUCGGCAUUGCUACACUAUUAGACAAGUAAUCUCAACAUGUAAGUGUCUUACAUAGACAUAUUGCUGAGCGAUUUUAAUAUAUUUGAUUAUGCCAUGACACGGGCUUCUUUUUAAACACUGUUGGUUGUUUGCGGUAGCUAUAAUUAAAACAAAUAUAGUUUUCAUUUGGAAACUUACUACUAUAUUUACAUACGUAAUUAUUAGAGGCCAUGAUACCGUGUCUGGUAGAUUUGUUGUAUUGCAAUAAGCUAUGUAUAAUCGCAAUUGUGUUCAUUAUUUAAUGUAAUUGUGUAUUUUCAUGUACAUUAAUGUAUAAUAAUAUAUAUUCAUAUACAUAUGGCAUGCUCUAAAUGCCUGUCGGUUAUUAGUCAUAUUAUUUUAUGGGUAUGCUGUACACCAAUGCAGGGUGACAUCAUCGUGCAGUUAGGUUAGUCAGCCAUCGUACAGAAUUCACUAGGAAUUGGCUUUGUUUCUAGGGGGACCGCGUGGAUGAUGAAUUGACGUGGUACAUUUUACAAUCUCCUCAUAAUAGAGAGGGUUUAUUUAGUCAUAAUUGACAGACGUUAGAUAUUUUCAUUAAAACGCGUUUACAGCUGAGGCGUUUAUAGUGCCUAGAUGAAAUUCAUCUGAAAUAGAACAAUAGUGUUUACCUCAACAGAAAUAUUUAAUUUCAUAGUUCUGCAUAGAUUUUAUCGGACCAUGAUUUGUAUGUUCUAGUGCCUACAAUUUCGAAGAUUAAUAUAUAUUUGACAUUAAUGAUUCAAUAAACUACUGUUAUUUUUUGUUUCGCGCAAAAUUUGCAAUGGAUAUUAAUUUGUUACGAGCCCAUAGCAUUAUGACGUACAUAAAUCAUGAAGACAAAAUGCUAAAACUAUAUGUACAAAAUGUAAAUAAUUCAUCUUUUUAAUUAAUAUACCGGCUUUUAAUUUGUUAAUCAUGAAAUAGCAACUUUCUUUUUUUCUAUUAUUAUAAUGAAUUAUAAAUAGUACAAAUGUAUUUUUAAGGUGUUUUAUGAACAAUCGUUCAAAUUAUGAAUAUAAUUUUUAACUUUUGGCGUAAAUAUAUAAUGUAUAUUUGAACUAACAAUUAAUAUAAUUAUGUAUGUGAAAUUUAAAAAACAAUAAGUCAAUGUGUUUUGUACAGAAAUGAAGCAAAUGUUAGAUAUUUUUUACUUAAAAAUCAGUAAGAGUUAUCAAAUAGUAAUAAGUACAGCUUUUGUAUCCCACAGUGAAACGUAAAAUUAGGUAGAAUUACUAGUCGGAAUUUUGCAACAAUGUAUUUUAAUAUACUGCAUAUCCAACUGUAAUUGAUAUUAUAUUCGAUUUUAAGCUUCUUUUCACAAAACACUGUAAUUCUUCAAAAUAUCAAUAUGUACCAAUAUCAAAAUAUACUUUUUAUUUCAGUUUAUUGAUGGUCUGUUUACAAUAACAUUUGGAUAUGUUUAAAAUUAUCAUACAAUUAGGAUAAAUUAAUAUAAGGUGUAUAUCGGAAAUUUAAUUAUUAAAAUUAGCUUUGAUAUUAUUAGCUGAAACCAGUGCCUAAUAUUAGCUGGAAUGGUUCUUGAGAUUACGUAAUGGAUAAGUGGAUACGUAAUUGGAUAUUUGGAUAACUCGUUUUACUUUCGGUAACGGCCAGUAACUUAAAUAGGUAACUUCGUUGGAUUUUUUUUUGUGCAAUAUGAGAAAUUAUUUUACGUCCAUUUUUUUUUUAUUAUAAAUUUACUUAUUAUGUUGUAUAUUAAUAAUAUUUAUGAAACAAAAUCGUCGGUGAGUUUAACAGUAUUUUUAUACAGUAUUUGAGAUUCAUUAUGCUAAUUAAUUAUAUUAUACACUAAAUUUAAUAUUGCAAUUUGUUCUGUAUUAUAUUGUAUGUUGUAACGUGUAGUGUAUAUUUUUUUUAAUUAGCUUCAAUCAGUGCCAAUAUCCAAUGUCUUUAAGUAAUGAAGUGAUUAAUUUUCCAAUAUUUGUUCAAAUAUUUUGUACAGAUGAAAUCCAAACCAAAUUAUUUAAGAUUUUAUUAAAACCAGAGUCACAAAUUGUUUUAGAGUCAUAACUACACACCGUUGUAAAUAUAUUUUAUCGAGAUUCACGGCGCAAUUAUAAUAUACAAAACUCUAGUCUUGAAAUUUUUAUUUAAUUUUAAUAUCAGGCUAGUAUUCGAGUUGUAAACGAACGACUGGCGAACGUACUACGAAUGAAAUAUUGUGAAAUGUAUAAAGAUUAUUAUUCGGCAUUCCAUUUUUUGUAAACCUUACAUUCCAUUGUUAGGUAGGCAAUAGACAUUGUUUUCAUUUCUCCAUAAAAGUUCUUUAUUGACUACAAUCAAAACAUUCUCUUCCAAAAACUAUGUCUAUUUCCAACCUUGUCUGAAGUGAUAUUAUGCUCACAAGCAUUCAUAAGUCGAAAGUAAAUGGUGGUUCUGUGUGCCAAUAACACGAGGUGGGAGGAUGCCUUACAUCUGUACGUUAAAUCGACAAAUAAAAACUAGAAUAAGCUUUUUAAUGUGUCUUAUUAUUUCUGCAUUUUGUACGCCUAAAUUGUUAAUCUCCUUUAAUUUCUAGUUUUGUACUACUGAGUUCGCAUCAAAUUCAUCUCAUACUAUGUAUUCCAUCAUUGCAUAAAAAAUGAGAUCUUGGGGUCAAAAUCAAAUUAUCGUACCCUUUUGGCAGCGUGCGUGUUAUAUGAUCUAUCGAUUUCUGUAAUAACAGUAAAUUAAAAGCAAGACUUAAAAGAAUCAUUUAUUCAAUAAUGAAAUAUAUCUAAAUCAGUGCAUUAUGAAAACAUAAAGUGCUCUUACUAUCUAAUUAACUGUACUUACCAUAAUAUAUACAAUUCACAUAUUUUAUGUGGUAGAAAAGUAAAAAAUAUAAAACUGCACAUAAUUACAAUAUAUAUAAAUCCCAUGUGAUUGAAAUUUCUUAUCUAUACCUACCGCCACAUAAAACAUGCGGUUAUUAUAACAUUUUUACUUCCUUAAUCUAUAUAUUUCAUAAGUGCAGUUGUAUUACAUACAUCCAUCACAAUGUCUUUCAAAUAAGUACUUAUAGUGUAAUUUUAAUUGGAGGACUAUUAAUUCCAUAAUUACACAUCCACAGUAUUUUACAUAAUUUAACCCUGCAAUAUUGUGAUGCAAUUUAAAAGUUACGUUUAAAACCAAAGCAUUAUAUGCUACAAAUUACAUUUUACCAGAAAUAUCACAAUCGUCGACAUAUUCUUGUACAUCUGUAAAUUUUAUAUUAAUUUAAGUAUCAUUUGGCAACUGUAUAGUUGCUAAGUUGGACUACUUGACUAGUAUUAUUUUGCAUCAAUCUAUUUCUCCUUUGUAAUGGUACCAUAACAAUAAAAGGACAAUUCAACAAUUCAUUAGAGAUGAUACUUGUAUUUUUGAAAAUAAUACUCGUAACAAUUUGUAAUUGGCAAUAACUGCCAAACACUUUCUAUUGAAAUAUAGAUUGGAUUUAAAUCAAUAUUACCAAAAUUGAUUUUAGGUAUAUUAUAUUAUUUUUAGUUCGACCGACCAAUUAACAAUAUUUAAACUAUGUACUUUUAAAAUCCUAUAGAAGUAAAAUCAAAUUAAACACGCUACAUACAUACAUACAUCAUAGUGUCUUAAAAUCAUCAGUCUGUGUACUAAAAAAUACCGAAACGUUCCAAAAUGAAUGCCAAGUUCAUUGAUUUUGAAACGUUAUGGGUGAGAUGGAAAAAUUUUACAAAAUAGAAAUCUACUAAGUAUAGAAGGGCAUAAAAUAAAAUAAAAUCGUAUUAGUUUUACAUGAACAUCUUGUAAAUUCAGACUUCCUUAUUCUUAUUAUAUUCGAAGUUACCUGCCAGCAAAUCUUUUAUUAUGAAUAUGCCAUAUAUCCAUCAUUCAUUGCAUUGGUGGCGAUGUGCCAGAAAAACCGUUUUAUUUGGCAAAGAUUCAGAGUAAACCAUUUAAUUUACUUCAUUAUUCGAGUAUCUAUCUCUAUCUAUAGGCAUUUUUCACAUUACUGGCCGUUUAAGCAGUUUGGAACUGCGUUAGUGUUUUAUCUCUGGUAACCAGUGCGGUAAUUGAGCAAAUUGAAUUCCCUCAAAGCAAAAUUCAUUUGAAACCAAAACCGUGUGACGAUUUUAAUAUGUUUCAAGGUAUUUAAGUAUCUGACAUACUCGUACCUAAUUAAUAUAUGGCGCUAAAUUUACAUAGCGUAGGUAUCAAUUAAAUUUCAAUGUAAGCUCUACACUUAAUCCUAUUCUAGUUGCUUAAUUCUUGUUUAUAUCGAUCAUUGCAUUGUAAUAGGAACCUGAUUGGUUAUAAUUAAGUUACUUUAAAUGUAACUUGUGGGAUCAACGUAAAUAGUAUACGGAUUGUAGAGAUAUAUUUCCAAAACAGUUAAAACGGAUCUACGUUGCUAACUCAUACUGCUACUCAACUCAGUGGUAGAAAAGAAACUAAUGGUUGUGUUGAUGAUGGAAGAUUGUUUAUCACAGAUUAUUUACGUUAUGUUAAAAAUAAAUAUUAUUUUGACUCAUUAUUUUACUGUUCUGUGUAUAAAGUAAUAUUAACGUGGUAUAUAUAUUCUGCAUUCAAAACAUUAAAAUAAAAAAAUACAAUGGAACUAUAUUU
Messenger RNA from Achroia grisella, 8296 nucleotides. RefSeq names its product mitogen-activated protein kinase kinase kinase 11-like (gene slpr). Lineage: Eukaryota; Metazoa; Arthropoda; Insecta; Lepidoptera; Pyralidae. The record is from RefSeq and is a predicted model, not a curated record. The transcript has 11 exons. Bases 342 to 3296 code for a protein of 984 amino acids. Gene Ontology annotation, biological process: protein phosphorylation. Gene Ontology annotation, molecular function: protein binding; JUN kinase kinase kinase activity; ATP binding.